Siniperca chuatsi (mandarin fish) is the source of this 1797-nucleotide messenger RNA. RefSeq names its product prostaglandin F receptor (FP) (gene ptgfr). Gene Ontology annotation, cellular component: plasma membrane. The record is from RefSeq and is a predicted model, not a curated record. The coding region runs from base 455 to 1564 and encodes 369 amino acids. Gene Ontology annotation, biological process: inflammatory response; positive regulation of cytosolic calcium ion concentration; adenylate cyclase-activating G protein-coupled receptor signaling pathway. The transcript has 3 exons. NCBI's taxonomy places the organism in Eukaryota, Metazoa, Chordata, Actinopteri, Centrarchiformes, Sinipercidae. Gene Ontology annotation, molecular function: prostaglandin F receptor activity.
UGCAGCCCUAGGGCAGCCAUGCGUAAUUAGAAGACUUACUGGCUUGCGUAUUUUGGCAACAGUUUAUCAGUACACAGUUAUUUUCGUUUUAAUGCCUAGACAGUGUCGACACAAAACAACAGAGCCGACUUGUGCUGAUUUAUGCAGAAUGCGACAAACGUAUACAGCCUCCGAGGUGGGUUUGAGUUUGAAGUGAUACCUCGCAGAUUGAAGCUCGUCCGCCUUCACUGACUUGGCACCAGCGGAGCGUGGACAGAACAAGUUGCACACAUCGCUGCCUCGACAGGAAUAUUGAGGAGAGCAGUUUGGGACUUUCAAUGGCAUUUGCUGGCGGGCUGACAAGACGUCGGUUUAUUUUAUUGACUGGCAUAAAAGACGUAGAAGAGAGUGAAGAGGCUGUUGACUUAUGGCGAGUUGUGUGAGAGAAGACCAAACCUGAGAUUUUAUUUCCACUAUGUCAGCCAAUGGGAGCUCAGAGACAGGUUGCAGUUCAGAGGUCAGACCAAGCAACAGCACCUGCAGCCAGAAGGAACUGUCUGUCACCGCCUCUGCCAUCUCCAUGACUGUGGGCAUCUUCUCCAACAGCUUCGCCCUUUUCAUCCUCGUCAAAUCUUACAACCGCAUCCGGAUCAAGUCCAAGGCGUCCUUCCUGCUGUUUGCCAGCAGCCUGGUGGUCACAGACCUGCUGGGUCACCUCAUCAAUGGCUCCCUGGUGCUUUUUGUCUACAGCUCGCACAAGAAAUGGGAAACGUUUGACCCUCACCACAUCGUGUGCAGUGUCUUUGGGGCGUGCAUGGUGUUCUUUGGCCUGAGCCCCUUGUUCCUGGGGAGUGCCAUGGCGGUGGAGCGCUGCAUUGGAGUCACCAGGCCUAUCUUCCACUCGACAACAUUGGCUUCCCACCACAUGAAAAGGCUGCUGGGACUCACCUGGCUGCUCGCUGCCCUGGUGGCUGUGCUGCCUGUGCUGCUGUGGAGGCCCUACAAGGUUCAGAGCUCCAGGAGCUGGUGCUUCUUCCAUAUGGGGGAACCCAAAGACUGGCUGGAUGUGCUCCUGCCUCUGCUUUUCUCUCUGUUGGGGCUGCUGGCCCUACUGCUCUCGAUUGUGUGCAAUACUCUGACAAGCUGUGCUCUGCUGCAGGCCAGACUGCGCCGCAAGCAUCACUGCAGAGGCACGUCCUACCACAUAGAGAUGAUCUGCCAGCUGCUGGCUAUCAUGUUGGUGUCCUGCGUGUGCUGGGGCCCAUUACUGAUCCGUGUCAUCAUGCUGAGCACCAGAACCAAGGAUGAGCCUGCGUCUUUCAGUCUCCUGAUGGUGGUACGUAUGGCCACAUGGAACCAGAUCCUGGACCCCUGGGUCUACAUACUGCUGAGGAAGGCUGUUCUGAGAAAAAUCUUCAUGUUGUCCCACAGCUUCUGGGGCCCAAAGUCUCAUAACCGACACCGCUGGCAGUGCAGUAUGCUCCGCAGCUCGAUGGAGACCAGCAACUCGGGUGCUGGCCCGUCUGACUGCCGCUGCCUCGGUAGGUUCCCUCUGCCAGACACUGCGAUCAAAUAUAUCACCUGAACCCUGGUCACAGUGUUUUGAUCUGAGAACACCUGUGAGGAAAACAGGAAGAAGCUGUGAGAAUGUGGAGAACUUUGUUAUUGUACCCAUCACAAGACGCUCAUUUGGAAUCUUACAUAAACUACCAUUAUAAAGUUUGUUUUCAUGCUCUCUUUAGAGUUGUAAAAAGAUCACCAUGAACUGGCAGCAUUGUGGUCUAUUGUAUAAUGUGGGAUUAACUUUUUGUUCUCAAC